CCUACAACGACUUAGCUUUGUUAUCAAAGUCUAAUUGAUACCAUGGUACGCUAUUAACUACAGCAAAACAUAAAGAUAACAAGAAUGAUAGUGAAGCAUGGAGUGAUUUUCUUCCUAUGUGGGGCUGCAUUAUUACAAGUGGCACAAUCUAGAACACAUCACAAAGGACACUCUAAAAAUGAACGUGGACAAUUAUCCAAGAGAACGUUGUACGGUUUUGUUAAAAACAUUCAGCAAUACAARCAAAAUAUUCAUGAAAGAUCUCAUCCGAGAUCAUUCUACAGUUCCUACAACAUUGGAUAUCCCUUUCCAGCACCGGCUCCCGCACCGGCACCUUAUCCWAUGUCGUAUGCGAACUCAUUUCCAAGCUACUACCCGUCUCCUGCCGCUGCCCCAGCGCCAGCCAUGUAYCCUUCACCAGCAGCUCCUAUGGCGGCUCCUGCGCCUGCAUCUUCAGCAAUUAUGUAUCCUGCGGCAGCUCCCAUGGUGGCCCCUGCCCCUGCGCCAUCACCAGUGAUGUUUCCUGCAACAGCACCUGCAAUGGCAGCUCCCAUGAUAUUUCCUGGAAGCACUUUCCCUGGAAAUACAUUUGCUGGUGCGUUUCCUGGAAGUACAUUUCCCCAUUACUCGGCUAAUGAAGAUACCCAACCAGACCGAAAUGAGGUCUUCACCAUCAAAGGAAGACAUUUUAAGAGUAUUGGAUGCUGGACUGACAGUGUCUCUGAUCGAGCUAUAAACAUUUUGGAGGGAAAACAUCCUUUAUUAAGAGACAGUAAUUACAAAGCUCGCAGCAAUGCUCUCAUGAAAUGCGCCGAGGCAGCCAUGGACAAAAAAUUCAAGUUCUUCGCAUUGCAAAAUGGUGGCCAGUGUUUUGGCCAGGCRGAUCAGGUUGAAUCGUACAAGAAGUUCGGACCCUCAAUCAAUUGUAAAGGUGAUGGAGAAGGCGGACCACAAAGUAACGAGGUUUACAGGUAKAAAGAAAUAUUACUAUUAUUGAGCAACACCAAUAUCUUGUAG
This is a messenger RNA of Exaiptasia diaphana, 1017 nucleotides long. RefSeq names its product cyclin-dependent kinase inhibitor 1C. The record is from RefSeq and is a predicted model, not a curated record. The transcript is spliced from 5 exons. NCBI's taxonomy places the organism in Eukaryota, Metazoa, Cnidaria, Anthozoa, Actiniaria, Aiptasiidae. Bases 85 to 1017 code for a protein of 310 amino acids.